Molecule: messenger RNA, 3063 nt
Organism: Cyprinus carpio (common carp)
Lineage: Eukaryota; Metazoa; Chordata; Actinopteri; Cypriniformes; Cyprinidae
Product: syntenin-1-like
Cellular component (GO): plasma membrane; cytoplasm
Molecular function (GO): protein binding
Source: RefSeq, a predicted model, not a curated record
UAAACACAGACAGACGUGUAAAUUCAAAGUGCCUCUGUUUCCCAGGAGUUUAAAUAUGACCACUUCCUGGUUGACAAAGGUCAAUGAAAAAGUAAUUUCUUCAAAAAUGAGCGACAACUAAAGCUUUUCUUGUUGCUAUUUGGUUCUGGUGCUAGUGAGUGCCCUGACCGUUUUUUAUUUAUUUAUUUUUAUAUUUUUUUUGCAGUACAUGAGAUUAAACAAUUCAUUGACACUAUAGCAUUAUGAAAGCUCAGUGAUUCUGAUGUCACCAUGUUUCCAGACAGUACGCGUGCAGGCCUGGGUAUUCUUCCACUAUUACAAGAUGUCCUUCUCAGAUACAGAAGUAGCUAUUGUUUGUUAUAUUUAUUUGCUCAAUGUCUUCUGAGGUUUUGGUUCUUUUAUUGUUGUAGAUAACCCAUAGUAUAACAAAAUAUUACAUAUCUCUUCAUUGUGUUUGGGCCCCCCUGGACGUGCGUAAAUCCGGCCCUGUGUGUGUGUAUCGUUAUUAUGUAUUUCAUAGUAGCCUAUGUAAGACAAAUCAUCAUCACCAUCAUCAUCAAAAAUUGUAUUAUUUAAAACUUUUUCACAGUCCGAGUUUUUCGUUUUCAUGUUUUCAUGUUGCCGCUGAGAGCACAGCUAUUUUAGUCGAACGAGGGCGCUCAUUCACAAGUAAUGUGCUGACUUGAGCGCGAGUAUAUUUCCUUCAUCCUAAACACCCGCGGACAUUACAUUCAUUACCUCUGAGAUCCGGUGAAGUAAAUCAUCUGUCAUACGUUUACUAUCAGAUAAAUAGGACCGACAAGCACUAAAUCCGUUUAAUACUUUUUUGGUGCGCCUAGACUUCUGCAGCGUCAAGUAAAUUCAUCUAGUGUGCUCGAAACCGGAUAACCAUGUCACUGUAUCCAUCUCUAGAAGACAUGAAGGUGGAUAAGUUCAUGCAGGCACAGAACACCCCCACUUCAAGCCCAUUAAAGGCUUUACCUCUUCCCGAACCUUCCAGAUGCCAGAAUGAGUCUUACUAUGAUUCAAAAUCUGAAGAGAUAGCUACUUCUAGCAGGUUGUACCCUGAGCUGAAUGAGUUUAUGGGUCUAAAUCUCAGUGCAGAUGCUCAACAAACUUUUUCCUCUUUAGUUCCUGACCAGACCAGUGGGGCUCUUAGUGUCUGCACACCCAGAAUGAGCUUUGCGGCAGCCCCCAUAACAGGAAGUGACCUGGGGGUGAAGAGGGCAGAGAUUCGACAGGGUAUACGGGAGGUGUUGCUGUGCAAAGACAUGGAUGGGAAGAUUGGCCUCCGCCUCAAAGUCAUAGAUAAUGGUGUGUUUGUGCAAUUAGUGCAGGCUAAUACUCCUGCAGCACUGGCAGGGCUGCGGUUUGGUGAUCAGAUUCUGCAGAUCAAUGGCAAAUCGUGUGCUGGCUGGAGUAGUGAUAAUGCACAUAAGGAGCUUAAGUAUGCCAACCCAGAGAAGAUCACUUUGGCUGUGCGAGACAGGCCACUGGAGCGAACUGUUACUCUUCACAAGGACAUGAACGGGCAGCUCGGCUUUCUUUUUAAAAAGGGUCGAAUCACUUCAAUAGUAAAAGACAGCUCAGCUGCACGUAACGGCCUCCUUACUGAUCAUCAGAUCUGUGAGAUCAAUGGUCAGAAUAUAAUUGGACUGAAGGACUCCCAAAUCACAGACAUCCUUAAUUCCAGCGGAGGUGUUGUCACAGUAACUGUGAUGCCAGUGGUUAUUUUUGAACACAUGAUAAAAAGGAUGUCCAGCAGUAUUGUAAAGACACUAAUGGAUCAUUCUAUUCCUGAGGUGUGAGAUCGUUUGGAUCUAACUGUACAACUGAGGAUGAUUUGGCCACAGCUUGGAGGGCUGGCAUUUUGUAUAGAGCACAAGUUCAGUUGUGUGUCCACAAUCAUAUGAUUUUAUAUAUGUUUAUGUUUGUUUAGGAGGUUAUUGUCAUGCAAAGAACGACAGAGCAAGGAGAACAUGAGAGAUAUUUGGUUCAGUUUUUCCUAAUAGUGUACCCAAAAAUGACAAGUUCUGUAAUAAUUUACUUAACUUGAUGUUGUUUUAACCCAUAUGCCUUUUUUCUCCUCUGCCAUAGCUGUCAAAUGUCAUUCACACUUUUGCAUAUUAAAACUGGUUCAUCACGUUCAAUCAUGACAUGCAACAACCAAUGCUGUUUGUCAUCAGUAAUGUUAAAACUGGUGUGACGUGUCUUCACACUUCAUAAUUUUAUAUACAUAAACGCAAAUAAGGAGCUGCUUUGGAGAAGAUUUUCAGCAAAUAACAGUUUAAACAUAAGUAUGUUUACUGUAUAACUUCAGAAGACUAACAGCACACAAGUCAUAUGGACUAGUUUUAUGACAUUUUCAUAGUGCUUAUUUGACUUGAAGUACUCUUAUCACCAUUCGUGUCAUCAUAUUAUUCUGUAUUAAGAAUAUUUAACAUCUCCUUAGGUUUAGAAUAAGGUGUGAAACAAUAUGAAGAUGAGUAAAUGUUGACAAAUUUUCAUUUUUGGGUGAUGCCUUUAAUCCAUCUCCUUCAUCUUUAGAUGUUUUUUGUUAAGCCUGAAGCUUAUUUAAAUUUCUCGCAACAUAACAUCUCACAAAAAGCAUUCUGAAUUAUCGUCAACAUGCAUUACAGCAUGCUGAUGCUGUAAAUCAGUCAUAAUAAUAAUGGUGAUAAAAUUACAUUUUAAAACCCAUUAAAAACCAAACAAAACAAAAAAAACUAUGCACUGCUAAAGAUUUGUAUAAAAAAACAGUUCAGAAUUCAGAGAUUAAUUAUAUGACAACUUCAUGUUUAAGAGUUAUAAUUGCAGUACAGUUUUGUGCCUCUGUAUUCUUUUUGUUGUUUUUCUUCAUAUCGUUUAUGUUUGUGUGGCCUGUGUGGUUUAGUACUUAAAACAGUAGUUUUCUUUCCUCACAAAAACUUGUUUUUGUUUUUAGUUUUUUUCUUGAUAUCUGCAGACAGGACUACAUCUGUUCGGCACAUUGUUUUGCUAUCUUCCUAUUAUAUGUUAAUCUAAAGACAGUGUCAGGCUGUGAAUUAUCAAUGAAAACUCUAU